UUUUUUUCUAAACAAAGCAAAUACAUAAUUAUAUCUGCAUCCGUAAUCACUGACUCAACAAUUGAAAAUAUUUAUUUUAUAUUCAAACCGAUUAUUCAAUGGAACAGUGAACACUACCAAUAGUUAAGGAAAUUAUUGCAGCAUUUAUUGAUUUCUCUACUUUACAACAAUCAUAAACCUCAUAUGCGCGUUAAGUUUUAUACGUAUGUGCAUUAUUUUUAAGUUGCGAAUAAAUAGAGAAAAGUUAUCAUCGAACUUGAAUAAAUUUCCAUUGCUAAAGUUAAAUGGAGGAUCUAACACCCUUGACAAAUCUUCAACAGGUUUAGCUAAAUAAUAAACAAAGUUGAAUUGCAGAUCACUUCUUUUUAUUAUUGGAUUUUUUAUUUGGAUUGUUUCUCUUUAAAUAUCACCUAAAAAAAAAAUGACUGAAAGACAACCUUUGUUACAAACCGACCGUCUAGAAAUUGAAGGCCGUUCUAUACCACGACCUGACCUACGGAACUCCCCUGACAAUAUGUUAGUCAGUAUCCAAAGUGAAGAAUGUUUUGGAAACACUACUGAACAUGAAAAUAAGAAUGAAUAUAACCCUUCUAUGCAUCGUACCUUGGAUCAUCCAACUUCUAAUUUGGAUACAAUGAUACAUUUAUUGAAAGGUAACAUUGGCACUGGGAUAUUAGCUAUGCCAGAUGCCUUUAAGAAUGCCGGCUUAUACAUGGGCUUAUUUGGGACAUUAAUAAUGGGAGCAAUAUGCACCCAUUGCAUGCACAUGUUGGUACGAUGUUCUCAUGAAUUAUGCCGUAGAUUACAGCAUCCCUCCUUAAAUUUUUCUGAAGUUGGUUAUUGGGCUUUUGAAACAGGACCAGUUUCAUUAAGACGUUAUGGAAAUGUAGCAAGGAAAGUUAUAACGACAUUUCUCUUUAUUACUCAAAUGGGCUUUUGCUGUGUAUACUUCCUUUUUGUGGCUUUAAAUGUUAAGGAAGUCGUGGAUCAUUAUUUCAUAAAAUUGGAAGUACACGUUUAUUUAAUGUUAAUGCUUAUUCCAAUGAUCGUGUUAAAUUUGGUAAAAAAUCUUAAGUACUUGACUCCAGUUUCUUUAUUUGCCGCAAUAUUAACAGUGGCGGGUUUGGCUAUAACCUUUUUCUACAUGCUACAAGAUUUGCCUAACACGAACACGGUAAAACCAAUAGCGUCUUGGUCGACACUGCCGCUGUAUUUUGGAACAGCCAUAUACGCAUUUGAGGGUAUCGGCGUGGUAUUACCAUUGGAGAAUAAUAUGAAGACGCCAGAAGAUUUUGGAGGAACAACAGGUGUCCUUAAUACUGGAAUGGUCAUCGUAGCAUGCUUAUAUACAUCAGUAGGUUUCUUUGGAUACCUUAAGUAUGGGGACGACGUAAAAGGAAGCAUUACAUUAAAUUUACCUCAGGAUGACAUCCUAUCUCAAUUGGUGCGAAUAGCUAUGGCAGUAGCAAUUUUUCUUUCGUAUUCUUUGCAGUUUUAUGUGCCAGUUAACAUUGUGGAACCCUUUGUGGUGAGACAAUUUGAAACGCCUCGAGGCAAGGAAUUAGGAGCAACAACUCUCCGUAUAGUUUUGGUUACAUUUACUUUUAUUCUGGCUGCUUGCAUUCCAAAUUUAGGCCCAAUUAUUUCUCUUGUGGGUGCAAUAAGCAGUUCAGCAUUAGCUCUUAUUGCUCCACCAAUCAUGGAAAUAAUCACGUUUUGGCCUGUGGGUUUUGGUCGCUAUAAUUGGAUUAUGUGGAAAGAUAUUGGUAUUCUCAUCUUUGGACUGUGCGGAUUUACCUUCGGUACAUAUGCAAGUAUAGCACAAAUUUUAAAUCCAAGUAUUGUUUAAAAUAUCUCACGUUUAAAAAAAAAAAAAAUAUAUAUAUGAAUAACAAACUUUAAAAUAAUCACGAAUUUCAGUGUUCUAUUGAAAAAAUAUUUAAUUAUAUAUGUUUUUAUAUUCUAAUACAGUGGUGCUUAUAAAACUGUUUACUCAAGUUAUGUACGUACAUAGGUCUUAAUCAAAUUUGCAUUUAAUGUAGAUAAUUACUUUAGUAUUUAGAUUAUGUUUUUAUGUUAAGAUUACCAUAAAUAAAUAAAUAUUCUUCAAGUACGUA
This is a messenger RNA of Calliphora vicina (urban bluebottle blowfly), 2117 nucleotides long. Its product is annotated as proton-coupled amino acid transporter-like protein pathetic. The transcript is spliced from 7 exons. The coding region runs from base 422 to 1849 and encodes 475 amino acids. The record is from RefSeq and is a predicted model, not a curated record. Gene Ontology annotation, biological process: amino acid transmembrane transport. NCBI's taxonomy places the organism in Eukaryota, Metazoa, Arthropoda, Insecta, Diptera, Calliphoridae. Gene Ontology annotation, molecular function: L-amino acid transmembrane transporter activity.